AUGUCGGGCGCAGAGAACAGCUCGAUUGCCGGGGCCGACAGCGAUGACGAUUUCGACUGGGAAGAGGUCGCCGUGCCGCAAUCAGAACAGCUUCCUGCGGUGUCUCUGGCCGCCGAUGAUGAUGUCCAAGAAGGCCCCUCACGUAAACCACACAUUGAGAUCACAAUAGAAACGGAGAGGAGAGGCAAGAAAAGAACAAAGAAGGACCCUCGAGCGGCAAAGCUGUACGUUGAGAGGCUCACCCGCCUGGAAUGUCACCAGAUACACACGGUCUGCCUACUUGCAAACGCCAGGAUACGCAAUAAGUGGAUCAACGACCCUCUCUUACAUGCCCGUCUUCUCUCCAUAACUCCCCUUCACUUACAAAAUGCAUUCAUGACGAUUACCAAGCCUCGCAUCCCGGACGCCGCAGAGCGUGGACAUCGCUUCGAGGCUGCCCUCACGCGUCUAACUGAGUGGUGGACCGACAACUUCCGCGUCGAGCCCACAGGACAUAUUCGAAAUCGGACUUUCGACGAAGUGCAGAAGAUGCUCAACCAGGAUCCGAAGGGUAAAGGCAAGGAUCGGGCGGAGGACGUCCUCGACGAUGAUGAGGGUGAGGUUAUUCGGAGCGAGAAGAGCCUCAUGAAGCGUGCCCUGUUGAUGCGAGGCUCCCGGGAUACCAGCGCGCAGCUCUUCACGGCGCUCUGCAGGGCACUCAGCAUACCGGCCCGGCUCAUGGUGAGUCUGCAGAGUGUGCCGUGGCAGGCCGGCGUCGGCAAGCCUAAACCUCCAGCCACGAAAAAGAAGAAAGAUAAAGGGAAGGAUACGGGUGUAAGCACCGGCGUUGGUAAAGGGAAGGAGAAGGCGGUACCGGACAAUGAGGAUGAAGAUGAUAUGGAAGAAGUUGAGAUCCCGGGGACACCGAAAGGAAAUGUCGGAGGUGCCUCACCCUUUCCCGGGUCCGGUCAGCGACUGGAUGGCGGUUCAUCUACACCAGUCAGCGGUGACGCUAAAGGCAAGCAGAAAGCACCUCCCGUCAUCAAGCUACGGAAAACCAGAGGCCGCAAGUUGGGAUCGGAGCCUGCGCCUAGCCGCCCUCCACGGAGGGAACGCACGCCUGACCCGACCACCACGCCGCCAGUGUUUUGGACGGAGGUGUUUUCCCGUGCUGACGCACGUUGGAUCCCAGUCGACCCUAUCCGGUGCUUGAUAAACAAACGCAAGGUUUUCGACCCAACGCCGAACCCUAAUGCUGCGGUGAAGCCAGACCGAACCCGUCCGGUAAGAGUCGAGAACCGAAUGGUGUAUGUGGUCGCAUUCGAGGAGGACAGUUACGCCAGAGAUGUUACUCCGCGAUACGCAAGGGAGUACGGCGCAAAGGUCGCCAAGGUUCAGCAGGGCGGGAGAGGCAGAAAGGAGUGGUGGGAGCGGAUCCUGGCGAUGGUCAAGCGGCCAUAUCAGCUACACAGAGAUGACAUGGAGGACGAAGAGUUGCAGACAAAUCAGCUCACGGAAGGAAUGCCUACCUCGAUGGCCGGUUUCAAAGACCAUCCAUUGUAUGUUCUGGGGCGACAUCUCAAGAGAGACGAGAUCGUUCAUCCUCUGGUGGAAUUGGGGAAGUUUCGCGGAGAGCCCGUAUACUCGCGCUCGUCUGUGCUACAGCUCAAAGCCGCCGAGAACUGGAUGCGACAAGGCCGCAGGGUCAAGGAAGGUGCUCAGCCAAUGAAAUGGGUAAAGCAGCGUGCGAUGACUGUCAACAAGCAACGUGCCAUUGAACUGGCACUGUCGGAGAAGAGAGACCGGUCCCUCCAGGACCCAGAGGCGAAUGCAGAAGGCUUCGCUACAGAAGAUAGCGCGAUGCAGGGCCUCUACGCAGAACGCCAGACGGAAUUGUACAGGCCCGAUCCUGUCAUUGAUGGCCGAGUGCCAAAGAAUGACUUUGGGAAUAUUGAUUUGUAUGUUCCGACCAUGCUGCCCGCUGGCGCGGUGCAUAUACCUUUCAAGGGUACAGCUAAAAUCGCACGCCAACUGGGGUUUGAUUACGCGGAAGCAGUGACUGGCUUCGAAUUCAAGAAGCGAAGGGCAUUCCCCGUUAUCACCGGAAUUGUCGUCGCUGCAGAGAACGAGGAAACCAUGCUGGAGGUACGGCAUAUCCAUGAGCCUGUGAAGCAGGACCUUGCGUUGCUCACGUCGAUACCCGUCACCGUUCAGGCAUACUGGGAAGCAGAGCAUGAUGCCGAAGAGAAACGACGUGCUAAGAGGGAAGACCAAGCCAUCAAGAGGUGGAAAAGGCUCAUUCACGGCCUCCGUAUACGGCAGCGUCUGCAGGAACAGUACGCGGACGCGGAGCAGCGGGGGAGCUCACCGGUCGGUGCCGCAGAUGAGGAGGUCCAGCAAGAGGGGGGUUUCCUGACGGGCGCGGAUGACGUUGUACAGCCGUAUACUCUGCCGCGCAAUUUCCACGAGCUGCUUCCUGCAUCCACUGCUCUUUCGCUGGAACCUUCAGCUCGAGAGUCGAGCGCAGAUCCCGCCAAGGAUAGCCAAGCCAGCAGGAGAGACACACUGCCUGCCGCUCUCGACGACGUGAUGAGCGAGGACGGCGACGAUCGCAUGGAAGAAAUCACGACCCCUGCUCAACAGAUGGGAGGAGCAGAAGCGCAACAGCAGCUGAAGCCCAAAACGAUGCUAGAGCUCGCGGAGGCAGCCGCAGAGAAGCAGGAUCUCAGCGGGGGUCAGCUUCCCGCAUCGUCUUCGCUGUCAUCGGAUCGGACAAUAGGUCAAACUAACGGGACUGGCGCCCGUGUGCCGCCCACUAAUAUUGGGGAGGACACGGUGCGGCGAGCCAGCAGCACUCGGACGUCUCGAAAGGCCGAUGCAUCUCGGAGUAGGAAGCGUAGGAAAGCACCCGCUGACAGCUCUGAACCGGAGGUGGAAGGAGAGAACGGGCCAUCCACGCAGGCGUCUCCGGCGAAACGCGCCAGAAAGGCCGCCCCGCCAUUACCUGCCCCGACGAGAGUCCUGCGCACGCGGACGGCGAAGAGUACGGCGAAGAUCCAGGAAGAGAGGGAGAUGGAGGAAGCCUAUAGAAAGGCCGUUACGGAGUAG
This is a messenger RNA of Fomitopsis serialis, 3087 nucleotides long. RefSeq lists its product as uncharacterized. Bases 1 to 3087 code for a protein of 1028 amino acids. The transcript has 10 exons. Gene Ontology annotation, biological process: nucleotide-excision repair; mismatch repair. Gene Ontology annotation, molecular function: damaged DNA binding; single-stranded DNA binding. Lineage: Eukaryota; Fungi; Basidiomycota; Agaricomycetes; Polyporales; Fomitopsidaceae. The record is from RefSeq and is a predicted model, not a curated record. Gene Ontology annotation, cellular component: cytoplasm; XPC complex; nucleus.